This is a messenger RNA of Homarus americanus (American lobster), 668 nucleotides long. Its product is annotated as venom allergen 5.02-like. Gene Ontology annotation, cellular component: extracellular region. The record is from RefSeq and is a predicted model, not a curated record. The transcript has 5 exons. The coding region runs from base 132 to 602 and encodes 156 amino acids. Lineage: Eukaryota; Metazoa; Arthropoda; Malacostraca; Decapoda; Nephropidae.
GCAACGUCAUCAGGCUGAGUGUCCCAGGAGGAAAAGGAAGAAAUUCUUAGGGUACAUAACACCUUCAGGUCUAAGGUGGCUGGUGCGAAGAAACGAGGGGACAGCCGGGCCCUCAGCCUCCUGCAGCCAACAUGAAGGUCCUCCUCUGGAAUGACGAACUAGCAACUGUGGCUCAGGCCUGGGCCAGCCAGUGUUUGUAUGAGCACGACGGGGUCAACAAGCGCAAGAUCUGCUCCCGGGACUAUGAUGUAGGCCAGAAUCUCUAUUACCUCUGGGAUAAGAACUCUGUCUCCAACUGGGCCGUUGCCAUCGAGAAGUGGUACGAGGAGGUGGUUAAGGCAGCCAGUACCUCUGUGUCCAGGUUCCAGGGUGACCAACCAGACACUGCACACUACACACAGAUGAUAUGGGGAGAGACACGAGAAGUGGGAUGUGGGGCAGUGUACUAUACCCCUUUCAUGGGUGGUGUGAGCAGAAUGUACGUGUGUAACUACGGACCCCUGGGCAAUAUCGUAGGGGCCCCUAUGUACCAAAAGGGCCCCGCAGCCACAUCUUGUAGUUCGGCCUCGCCCUCCAUCAAAUAUCGUAAACUCUGUGAUUGAGAUUUAAGCACAGACAAGUUGUGAUUGUAUUAAUAGUAUGUAAAUUAAUAAACAAAGUGGAUCAGG